GUAGAAUCGAUGACAAUUAAAUUUGGGCCAUUAAACACGGAAAGUAGGUUAAAGAGCAAGUACAAGUUCUUCAAAACCAUGUGCAGUGACAUAAAAAAACUUAUGAAUGUAUCCGGGUUUGGAUGGGAUGCAAGGAGGAGGAUAGUAACCGUCGACAGUGCCGUUUGGAUUGACUACUUAGCGGAGAAUGAAUGGGCAAAUAAAUAUCAUAACAAGAUGUUGCCCGAAUAUUCACUCCUCAGUAAGAUCUAUGUGGGCAACACAGCAGAUGGGAUGUACAAAUCGACUGAGGGUGGCAUUACAAUUGAGUCAGAAAGGCCCGAAACUCCAUUCUCUAAUGACCCCCUUGUAGAAGUCCAGGUCCAAUCUAGCUCAUCCUCAUCUGAUGACCCAGUAUCAUUAGGAUAAAAAAGACGACGUUUUCAUACUCCUAUAAGAACACAACGCCGAUCAAAGCAACCCACCUCCAAUUACUCCAUGACUAAAGUCAUGAUAGAGGUGAUCGAUAACAUUAAGAUGCUAGCACGUGAAAUCGCAGGUAACAGCAGUACUCUUGUGGUAGAUGUUCCGUCCAAAGUUAGGAGAGACGCCUUAAAGACUGUUGAAGACAUGUGGAGAGCAGGUGAACUUGGUGAUGAUGUUUUUGUAACGGCGGCAAGGAUCUUCCAAGAUUCUAUAAAGGCAGAGAUGUUAUUAAACUUACCAGAUCCAAGAAUACUAAAGGCUUACUUGGAUGAAGAAGUGAAACACCUCUAAAUACUUGAUAUGUUUACUUUAUAUGGUUUCCAUAUUAUAAAUAUGUAUGUGGAUGACUUCUUUCAUUUGUAA
This is a messenger RNA of Amborella trichopoda, 828 nucleotides long. NCBI's taxonomy places the organism in Eukaryota, Viridiplantae, Streptophyta, Magnoliopsida, Amborellales, Amborellaceae. The record is from RefSeq and is a predicted model, not a curated record.